Anoplopoma fimbria (sablefish) is the source of this 5317-nucleotide messenger RNA. RefSeq names its product AFG3-like AAA ATPase 2 (gene afg3l2). Gene Ontology annotation, biological process: mitochondrial protein processing; protein-containing complex assembly. Gene Ontology annotation, cellular component: m-AAA complex; membrane. The transcript has 17 exons. The record is from RefSeq and is a predicted model, not a curated record. Bases 66 to 2573 code for a protein of 835 amino acids. Lineage: Eukaryota; Metazoa; Chordata; Actinopteri; Perciformes; Anoplopomatidae. Gene Ontology annotation, molecular function: ATP binding; metalloendopeptidase activity; zinc ion binding.
CAGAGCGGUUCCGGAACACAAACACUGGUCCUGCUCCUCGUCUAGGGUCUCCGUGUCUCCGGAGGAUGGCUCACCGCUACCUGCGGCUGUCCGCCGGCUGCUCGAGCACCUUCCGGCUGCUGCCCUGCAGGGCUCCGGCGCGGCGGGUGACAUGUUCGACCGCUGCGGGACAGGUAGAGAGGGGGCGGAGCCUGCUGAGUGACCUGCUGGGGGUGUACAGGAGGCUGGACUCCAGACCACCUAAAGGUUUUGAGAAAUACUUUCCAGGAAGUCAGAAAACUGCAAAAAACAGUGAAGCCGAAGCAGCAACCAAAGAGGACAAACCUGCUAACGGUCAGAGAUCUUCCGGGAGUGCUGCAUCAGGAGGAGGAGCAGGUGGAGGAGGAGAAGGAGGAGGUGCAUCAGGAGGAGGUGCAUCAGGGGGGGGUGCAUCAGGAGGAGGUGCAGGUGGAGGAGGAGGAGGAGGAGGAGCAUCAGGAGGAGGAGCAGGUGGAGGAGGACAUGGAAAACGAGGAGGCCGUAGGGAGGAGUCACAUUGGUACAGCCGUCUGCAGAAGGGCGAUGUUCCCUGGGAUGAUAAAGAGUUUCGGAUGUACGUCCUGAGCGGAGCAGCGUUCUGGACCACCGUCACCUAUUUUUUCUUCUUCAGGGACGGAGGACGAGAGGUCACCUGGAAAGACUUUGUCAACAACUACCUGUCCAAAGGAGUGGUGGACCGGUUGGAGGUGGUCAACAAGCGUUAUGUUAAAGUGGUGUUCUCUCCGGGGAAGACGCCGGUGGACGGGCAGUAUGUGUGGUUCAACAUUGGCAGUGUGGACACCUUUGAGAGGAAUCUGGAGACGGCUCAGUACGAGCUCGGCAUCGAGGGGGAGAACAGACUGCCGGUGGUUUAUUCCACCGAGAGUGAUGGCACCUUCCUACUGAGCAUGCUCCCCACGGUGCUCAUCAUUGGCUUCCUGCUGUUCAUGCUGCGGCGGGGCCCGGCGGGGGCGGGGCGUCCCGGCCGGGGGAUGGGCGGGUUGUUCAGCGUCAGCGAGACAACAGCGAAGCUACUGAAAGACGAAAUCGAUGUGAAGUUCAAAGACGUGGCGGGCUGCGAGGAGGCCAAGCUGGAGAUCAUGGAGUUCGUCAACUUCCUGAAGAACCCCAAACAGUACGAAGACCUGGGCGCCAAAAUCCCCAAGGGAGCCAUCUUGACGGGUCCUCCAGGAACAGGAAAGACUCUUCUGGCCAAAGCAACGGCCGGUGAGGCCAAUGUACCGUUCAUCACCGUCAACGGCUCCGAGUUCCUGGAGAUGUUUGUGGGCGUCGGCCCCGCCAGGGUCAGAGAUCUGUUCGUCAUGGCGAGGAAGAACGCGCCCUGCAUCCUCUUCAUCGACGAGAUCGACGCCGUGGGACGGAAGCGAGGACGAGGAAACUUCGGAGGACAGAGCGAGCAGGAGAACACGCUGAACCAGCUGCUGGUGGAGAUGGACGGGUUCAACACAGCGACCAACGUUGUGGUUCUAGCAGGAACCAACAGACCGGACAUCCUGGACCCGGCUCUAAUGAGACCCGGACGCUUCGACCGGCAGAUCUACAUCGGUCAUCCCGAUAUCAAAGGUCGAGCGUCCAUCUUUAAAGUCCACCUGCGUCCUCUGAAGCUGGAGGUGGACUUGGACAAAGACGCUCUGGCCAGGAAGAUGGCCGCCCUCACACCUGGGUUCUCAGGUGCCGACAUCGCCAACGUCUGUAACGAGGCGGCUCUGAUCGCCGCUCGACACCUUUCAGACGCCAUCAACCAGAAGCACUUUGAGCAGGCCAUCGAGAGGGUGAUAGGAGGUCUGGAGAAGAAGACUCAGGUCCUACAGCCGGAGGAGAAGAAGACAGUGGCGUAUCACGAGGCCGGUCACGCCGUCGCAGGAUGGUUCCUGGAGCACGCCGACCCUCUGCUGAAGGUGUCCAUCAUCCCCAGAGGGAAGGGUCUGGGUUACGCUCAGUACCUGCCCAAAGAGCAGUACCUGUACACCAAAGAGCAGCUGCUGGACCGCAUGUGUAUGACUCUGGGAGGCCGAGUCUCUGAGGAGAUCUUCUUCGGACGGAUCACCACGGGAGCUCAGGACGACCUCCGAAAGGUCACGCAGAGCGCCUACGCACAGAUCGUUCAGUUCGGGAUGAAUGAGAAGGUGGGUCAGGUGUCCUUCGACCUCCCCCGGCAGGGUGAGAUGGUUCUGGAGAAACCGUACAGCGAAGCCACGGCUCGUCUCAUCGACAGCGAGGUUCGAAUCCUCAUCUCCGAGGCGCACCAGAGAACCCACCGACUGCUGAGUGACAAGAAGCCCGAGGUGGAGAAGGUGGCGCUGCGGCUGCUGGAGAAGGAGGUUCUAAGUAAGAGCGACAUGGAGGAGCUGCUGGGCAAACGUCCAUUCGUAGAGAAGUCGACGUACGAGGACUUUGUGGAGGGAACCGGAGGCUCGGACGAGGACACCACGCUGCCCGAGGGUCUAAAGGACUGGAACCGGGAGAGGAAGGACAAGGAGGAGAGCCAGGAGGACCAGGUGGCCCGCCAGAUCUCUGGAGGAAUGCCUUUCUAGAACCCGGGGAUGGAUUCUGACCCAUUACUCUCACAUGUAUCUCACAUAUCAUCCACUUCUGUGAGCGACCACCAUCCUCCACCAACCCGCCCGCCAGAACUUUGGUUCUCUAGGGUUCUCCAUCAUCGCAGUGGAGACCAUCACACUGACCUCCGCAUGGUUCUAGAACCUCGUGGAACCAUCACACAGUUUAUGAAUGUUUGUAACAACUGCAGAACACUGGGUUCCGUCUAAGGCCUUCCUUGUGAGGAACCGGGCUGUUAAUAAAUAUUCUACAGCUGAACAUGUCUUCAAAUAUGAAAAUCAAUCUGUGAUCUCCAGAUCAGACCUCUGAGCAGGAAGGUCGGAGCGGGUUCUCUUCUGUUCUCUUCUGUUCUCUUUGGUUCUCUUCUGUUCUCUUCUGCUUUCUUCUUCUUAAGGGGAUCUCCUCGUUUUAACUUCAGCCGUCAUGUUGUUCUUCCACUGCGACAUGAAUCAGUGGAACCCGACCUGAGAUCAGCUCAAUGCGGCGCUGCAGAGCAACAGCCGUCAGAAAACAGAAGCCGGCGGUUUGAACCCCGGGAUUAAGAACUAAUGUUCAGACGUCAGUGUUGUCCACGGACAUCAAACCUCCCGACCCUUCUGUUCCUCACAAACUAGAACCCGCUCUGACUCCUAGAACCCGCUCUGAUUCUGAGAACCCACUCACUGAGUAAACUAGAAUCAUCUCAUUGAGUUAACUGGAACUCGCUUUGACUCCCAGAACCUGCUCUGACUCCUAGAACCCGCUCAUUGAGUAAGAUAUAACUCGCUUUGACUCCUAGAACCCUUUUAUUGAGUAAACUAGAACCCGCUCAUUGAGUAAGAUAUAACUCGCUUUGACUCCUAGAACCUGCUCUGACUCCUAGAACCCGCUCUGACUCCUAGAACCCUUUCAUUGAGUAAACUAGAACCCGCUCAUUGAGUAAGAUAUAACUCGCUUUGACUCCUAGAACACACUCUGACUCCUAGAACCUGCUCUGACUCCUAGAACCCACUCUGACUCCUAGAACCCUUUCAUUGAGUAAACUAGAACCCGCUCAUUGAGUAAGAUAUAACUCGCUUUGACUCCUAGACACUCUGACUCCUAGAACCUGCUCUGAUUCCUAGAACCCGCUCUGACUCCUAGAACCCUUUCAUUGAGUAAACUAGAACCCGCUCAUUGAGUAAGAUGUAACCCGCUCUGACUCCUGGAACCAUUUCAUUGAGUCCUUUUUAGGAACCUUUUUUCUCAAUCGUUCACACUUCUAAGGGUUCUACGGUCUGUAAAGGCCCGGACACUGCGGGCGGAGCGGGUGGUGCACCGUCGGCAGUGGGCCGGGAGUUCAAGGCCACUUCAGCGUGUUGAAUCGUGGGCGGAGCCGUCGGUGAGGGAAAUCCCUCUGAUUGGCUGUUGAGCUUUAGCGAAUCAGUGCAGGAGAAGAGAAACAGAAGCUGAUUGGUGAGAACCAGCUGGUACAGGACCAGUUGGUCUGAGGAAACGGAGAACCGCCACCUGCUGGUACGGAAACGUACUUCCUCUCAGCAGCAGAACGUCUGCUGGUCGGCCGCCGGCGGUAGUCUUCAACAGAACCCUCAUUGACAUCUAGAACAUUUCUCUGAGUUCUACUUCUACUGUUUAAGGUUCUAGAUCUGGACCCUGUGUUCUCUGGUUCCAGUUGGUCCCUCAGUGAAGGUUGUCGUGGCCUUAGAACCUGGACCUCUCAGUAGAACCACCGAUGGAUGAACGAUGACUUUGUCUUCAUCAUCAGCUUCGUCGCUGUCGCCGUGGUAACUGAAUGCUAUAAUAAAAGCUAAUGUUAGCAUGUGGUGGAUUAAAGCAGCUCAGUCCGUGCUGAUCGGUAUUGAUGAGUUAUUGAUCGGUAUUGAUGAGUUAUUGAUCGGUAUUGAUGAGUUAUUGAUCGGUAUUGAUGAGUUAUUGAUCGGUAUUGAUGAGUUAUUGAUCGGUAUUGAUGAGUUAUUGAUCCGUAUUGAUGAGUUAUUGAUCCGUAUUGAUCCGUAUUGAUGAGUUAUUGAUCCGUAUUGAUGAGUUAUUGAUCUGUAUUGAUGAGUUAUUGGUCGGUAUUGAUGAGUUAUUGAUCCGUACUGAUGAGUUAUUGAUCCGUAUUGAUGAGUUAUUGAUCCGUAUUGAUGAGUUAUUGAUCCGUAUUGAUGAGUUAUUGGUCGGUAUUGAUGAGUUAUUGAUGAGUUAUUGGUCGGUAUUGAUGAGUUAUUGAUCCGUACUGAUGAGUUAUUGAUCCGUAUUGAUGAGUUAUUGGUCGGUAUUGAUGAGUUAUUGAUCCGUACUGAUGAGUUAUUGAUCCGUAUUGAUGAGUUAUUGAUCCGUAUUGAUGAGUUAUUGGUCAGUAUUGAUGAGUUAUUGAUGAGUUAUUGGUCGGUAUUGAUGAGUUAUUGAUCCGUACUGAUGAGUUAUUGAUCCGUAUUGAUGAGUUAUUGGUCGGUAUUGAUGAGUUAUUGAUCCGUAUUGAUGAGUUAUUGGUCGGUAUUGAUGAGUUAUUGAUCCGUAUUGAUGAGUUAUUGAUCCGUAUUGAUGAGUUAUUGGUCGGUAUUGAUGAGUUAUUGAUCCGUACUGAUGAGUUAUUGAUCCGUAUUGAUGGCUUGCUAUUUAAUGUUCCAGCAGAGUGUCUGCUGGAACAUUAUGUGUAAUAACAAUAAUGUGUAUAUGUGUUCAUGAGUCAAAUGUUUUAAUAAUUUGAAUAAAGUCAGAGAAAUAAAUCAAUAAUAAA